AUGAAGUUCACUGGCCUCGUCUCCCUCUUCGCCAUCCUCGGCCCAGCCCUCGCCAGCCCAACCCCCCUCAACGCGCGCGACCUCGACACCAUCAAGAGCGUGCUCAGCGACAUCCAAAAGCAAGUCAACUCGCUCAACACAGCCAUCACAGCCAAACCCCUCGAGGCCAACCCAGUGAUAACCCAAUCCAACAACCUCGUCAACACAAUCAACAAGGGCAGCAGCACCGUCAACGCCCAGGGCGAACUCAGCCAGUUAGACGCGCUAGGUCUCGUCUCGCCAACCCAGGACCUCGCCGACGACACCGACAAGACCGUCAAGAGCCUGAUUAGCAUCAAACCCGAUGUUAUUAAGUUGGGCGAAGGCUGCACGACUCUGACAGCCCUGAACAAGCAGCACAAGGCUGCCACUGGGUUGAGUUCGGCGAUUGUGUCCAAGGUCCCUGAGGCGCUGGGAAGCACGGCCAAGGAACUCUCUGACAAGAUCUCUGCGUCGAUCCAGAAGGGCGCGGAUGCGUAUAAGGGUUCUUGUGAUCAGAAGGAGGAGGAGCCUAAGACUGAGGAAUCGAGUGCGGAGCAGGAGACUGCCGGUGCGGAUGCGGAUGUCCAGGCGAAGCCUGCUGCUUGUGCUGCUAAUUAG
Messenger RNA from Aspergillus puulaauensis, 639 nucleotides. Its product is annotated as cell wall mannoprotein 1 family protein. The transcript has a single exon. Gene Ontology annotation, cellular component: extracellular region. The record is from RefSeq and is a predicted model, not a curated record. Lineage: Eukaryota; Fungi; Ascomycota; Eurotiomycetes; Eurotiales; Aspergillaceae. Bases 1 to 639 code for a protein of 212 amino acids.